AUGGGCGUCCUCGCUAUCAUCCUCGCUGCCUGCAUCACGCUGGUUGUGCUCUUUGAACCUAUCUACGCUGUCGUCAUCCCAGGUCCAGACGAUGCGCAUGCUUACAAGGUCGCGGUGGCCAACUUCCCACUGACUAACAUCGCACAUCAAGAUCCACAUGACCCACAGCUCAACCGCAAGCUCGAAGUCAGCCUGUUCCUUCCGGUGAAGAAGACGGAUUGUACUGGCGAGCAUGUCAAGCUGUAUAUGCCGCCUGGCGUCGCGCACGCGUCUGAUGUGCAAUUCUUCGGCAACAAGAGCACUGGUGUCUUCGCGAAGAUGGAGUACAAGGUCUGCAGUGGUAGCCGUCAGACCAUCGACGCCUCCAAGCACCCCAUUGUAUUCCUGGAACCUCAAGUCGGCACUAGUAGAUUUCUGUACAGCACACUAGCUCGUUUCAUGAGCGCAAACGGUAUGGCUGUCGCUCUUAUCGACCACUCACACGAGUCCACUAUCAGCCUGGAUGAGGCAGUCGACGGUGAGGCUCCCAGAAACGACUCAGUCGGCUUGAAUCCCUUUACAGAACUCACGGCUUGGAACGAGACCGUGACCAAGACCAUCGAUACGCGCAUUGAAGACAUCAACGCCGUGUUGCAAGGACUCAGCGACGUUUCCUUCUUGCAGCGCCAGUUCCCCUCCCUCAAAUUGAACGCCACCUUCGACACAAGCUCUUACACUGUGGUCGGGCACGGUAUCGGUGGUACAACAGCCACCACACUUAGCAUGCUUGACCCACGUGUCCGCUUCUCGAUCAACCUCUCAGGCAGUGCACCGCUCCUGCAGCAUCCCACCUCAGCCGACAUCUACUUCUUCGGACGCUCAGACUUCCGCCGCGAGAACGACAUCCACUGGUCUGCUACGUGGAAGAAUCUUGGUGGCAAGGCAACAGAGUGGGAUCUUAAGGAUGCUGGCUUGUUCGACUUCUCAGACCUACCAUGGGUUGUUGAUCUGGCGCGCAAGGAUGAGAAGAUGACCAUCAAGGAGGUGAAGGGACUGCAUGGCUCUCUGGGUCCUUUCGGAUUCCAUGGCACGGCAUGCUUUUUGGAGGCGUAUCUGAAGGCUGAAUUGGUAGUACCAAAGGAUUUUGGUGCAAUCGGAGACUGCGUACGCAUGUUCGAUCAGAUGGUACCCUACUCAGGUCCUGUUAAGGCUGUGAUUUGA
Ascochyta rabiei is the source of this 1200-nucleotide messenger RNA. RefSeq lists its product as uncharacterized. The transcript has a single exon. The record is from RefSeq and is a predicted model, not a curated record. Gene Ontology annotation, molecular function: 1-alkyl-2-acetylglycerophosphocholine esterase activity. Lineage: Eukaryota; Fungi; Ascomycota; Dothideomycetes; Pleosporales; Didymellaceae. The coding region runs from base 1 to 1200 and encodes 399 amino acids.